Molecule: messenger RNA, 516 nt
Organism: Rhineura floridana
Lineage: Eukaryota; Metazoa; Chordata; Lepidosauria; Squamata; Rhineuridae
Product: zymogen granule membrane protein 16-like
Exons: 3
Coding region: 1-516 (171 amino acids)
Source: RefSeq, a predicted model, not a curated record
AUGUUUUGUUUCACGCUCCUCGCUGUACUUUGUUGUGGCAUCACCAUCCAUGCAGGGGCCAUUCAACCACGCUCUUCUUCCUACUCUGGCGAGUAUGGCGGGGGAGGCGGAAAACGCUUUUCACAUUCUGGAAACCAGCUGGACGGACCAAUAACUGCAAUCAGGAUUCGGGUUAACCGGUGGUACAUUGUGGGUCUCCAGGUCCGUUACGGCCGGGAAUGGAGUAACUAUGUUGGUGGCUCAUCUGGUGACCUGGAGGAAAUCUUCCUGCACCCAGGCGAAUCCAUCAUCCAGGCCUCUGGAAAAUACAAAUCCUACGUCCGCAAACUUGUGUUUGUCACUGACAAGGGGCGCUACUUCCCUUAUGGGGUGGACACAGGCAUCAGCUUCAACGCAGCUCCGCUCUACCCAAACACCGUCCUGCGUUACUUCAGUGGUAGCUCUGGUUCUGUCAUUGAUGCAAUAGGUUUCCACUGGGACUACUAUCCUACCGAUUGCCCCAGUUGUGGAAAGUGA